Messenger RNA from Drosophila sechellia, 1304 nucleotides. RefSeq names its product screw (gene scw). Lineage: Eukaryota; Metazoa; Arthropoda; Insecta; Diptera; Drosophilidae. The transcript has a single exon. Gene Ontology annotation, cellular component: extracellular region. The record is from RefSeq and is a predicted model, not a curated record. Bases 60 to 1262 code for a protein of 400 amino acids. Gene Ontology annotation, molecular function: cytokine activity; growth factor activity.
CUGUUCCAUGACCGAGGAAAUCAGUAUUCCUUCGAGUCUCUCUAUGAGAACAACACAAAAUGUUGAACGUGUUUUUAAUAACCAGCCUCUUUUAUGUUGCAAGUGCCACCACCUAUGUGACCACCAAUAGUCACAUCGAGAUGCCAAUAUACCAGAAGCGUCCUUUGAGCGAGCAAAUGGAGAUGAUUGAUAUCCUGGAUUUGGGUGACCGUCCCAGACGACAGGCGGAGCCCAAUCUCCACAAUUCAGCCUCGAAAUUCCUUCUCGAAGUUUACAACGAGAUUAGCGAGGACCAAGAGCCCAAAGAGGUACUGCAUCAGCGCCACAAACGCUCGCUGGACGAUGACAUCCUGAUUUCCAACGAGGAUCGACAGGAGAUUGCCAGUUGCAAUAGCAUCCUUACCUUUUCGAGCCGCUUGAAACCCGAGGAACUGGACAACGAGCUUGAUAUGCACAUUACCUUCAACACCAACGAUGUGCCAGUGGAUUUGAGUUUGGUUCAGGCCAUGCUCAGGAUAUACAAGCAGCCAAGCCUGGUGGACAGAAGGGAGAACUUCACGGUGUCCGUGUACCGAAAACUGGACAAUCGCCAGGACUUUUCCUAUCGCAUCCUGGGCUCUGUGAAUACUACGAGCAGCCAACGUGGCUGGUUGGAAUUCAAUUUGACAGAUACGCUGCGGUCUUGGUUACUCAAUAAGGGACUGCAACGGCGAAAUGAGCUAAGGAUAUCAAUUGGCGACUCCCAGCUGAGCACAUUUGCAGCCGGAUUGGUGACACCGCAGGCCAGCCGCUCCAGUUUGGAGCCCUUUAUUGUCGGCUAUUUCAACGGUCCCGAGCUGCUGGUCAAAAUACAGAAACUUCGAUUCAAGAGAGAUCUGGAAAAGCGAAGGGCAGGUGGUGGUUCGCCACCACCUCCUCCGCCGCCGACCGUGGAUCUGUACAGACCUCCGCAGUCCUGCGAACGCCUCAACUUCACCGUGGACUUCAAGGAGCUGCACAUGCACAACUGGGUGAUAGCGCCCAAAAAGUUCGAGGCCUAUUUCUGCGGCGGCGAUUGCAACUUCCCGCUGGGCACCAAAAUGAAUGCCACCAACCACGCCAUCGUCCAAACCCUGAUGCACCUGAAGCAGCCGCAUCUGCCCAAGCCCUGCUGUGUGCCCACAGUUUUGGGUGCCAUCACUAUUCUGCGGUAUCUCAAUGAGGACAUCAUCGACCUGACCAAAUACCAAAAGGCGGUGGCCAAGGAGUGUGGAUGUCAUUAGAUUUAAUUGCCUAUUUCGAUUGUGAUUGUGAUGUACAUAGUA